ACUUGUAACUUUGUUUAUUUCGUUGGGGAAAGUUUCCUCAUUUGAAGGAUUUGAGGCUUUUGCUGCUCCGGUCUUGUGGAUUUCAGCUGUGUUCUGUUUGAAAGUUUUGUUCUUUUUAAUUCCUAUAAACAAAAUCUCAUCUUUAUCAUUGUUGUUCUUAUUGGUUCUUUCUUGGGGUCUCCCAAAUUUGUUCCUUUUUUUCUUUCAAUUGGUUGUGUUUCACCUUAGCUUUUAAUAAUUAUCUAAAAUUGGAGAUUAAACAUCUAUUCUUGCUGAACUUGGGAACGAAUUCAUGCCUCUCAGUCCCAGCCACAAGAAUUUCUUCUCAAAUUUAAUGGCCGAAGAAUUCGAUCCAGAUUCCUCUUCAAAUGGGAAUGAUUUGAUUCAUAAAGAUGAGAAGGGUGAUGAUGUUCGACCAUCAAAGCCUACCUCAGUUAAUAAUGGUCAUAAACCUAGUCUUACUGAGAGAAGGGCAGCUAGAGCUGGGUUUAGUGCUCCAAAAAUUGACACAGAUCAAAUUCGGGCAGCAAAUUUUGCGUCGUCGAGUUCGGAGAUUCAUUCUCCUUAUCUCACAAUUCCUCCUGGUCUUAGUCCAACCACAUUGUUGGAUUCUCCGAUUUUUCUUUCGAAUGCGCUGGCUCAACCAUCUCCAACAACAGGCACCUAUUCUUUUUCACACUGUAAUACUGAUUCAUACCCUGUGGUUCAUGAUCAUAAAGCUAAAGACCACCCACUUGAAGGCAUCAAUUCUCUGGCAUCCGAUGUGAAAUUACUUUUAGUGGAAAACCCAUCAUCUUUUUCUGGUGGAGGAAGCCUAGUAAGUUCUUCAACCUUUGAUCAUCACCACUCCUUAAACCUAUCAGAGACAAAGCUUUCUACUGAUAAUCUCCCACCUAAUCAAAGGCUGUCCAAGCCUACAACUACCAAAGAACAUUCUCCCCCUCUCGACAACUCACAAGAAGAAGAAAAAGGAGAAUCUUCUCUCGGUCUUGGUUCUAUAGCAGAGGACGGAUACAACUGGAGGAAGUACGGGCAGAAGCAUGUGAAGGGAAGUGAGUACCCUCGAAGCUAUUACAAAUGCACUCAUGCUAGCUGCCCAGUAAAGAAAAAAGUUGAACGAAACCACGAGGGUCAAGUCACGGAGAUAAUCUACAAAGGAGCUCACAACCAUCCAAAACCUGCUCAAAACCGUCGUGCUGGAGUUUUAUCCUCUCACCCCUAUAACGAAUACCAAUGUGAUGGGAGUGAUUGGAGAAAUGAUGGUGGUGCCCUUGAGACCACACCACCUCCUUCAGGGAUUAAUGAGUUUGGUGAGAAUCAAGAAGGUGGAGAGGUUUCGUCGAUGCUAUCUAAUGAGGAUGAGGAGCGAGUAGCUCAUGGGGGUGCCUCUGUGGGUUGUGAUGGAGAGGGAGAGGAGACAGAGUCGAAGAGAAGGAAGGUUGAUGCUUGUGCUAUGGAAAUGAGUGCAAGCUCGAGGGCGGUUCGCGAGCCAAGGGUGGUGGUUCAGACAACAAGCGAGGUUGACAUUCUUGAUGAUGGGUAUCGCUGGAGGAAGUAUGGGCAGAAGGUGGUCAAAGGAAACCCAAACCCGAGGAGCUACUACAAGUGCACCAAUCCAGGCUGCUCCGUCCGAAAGCACGUAGAAAGAGCGUCUCACGACCUAAAAUCCGUGAUCACAACCUAUGAAGGCAAACACAAUCAUGAAGUCCCUGUCGCCAGAGGCAGUACAAAUGGCUCAUCAACCUCUGCAAAUCCUACCUCAGCUCCUCAUUCAACUCGAGCCCCAGAAAACUUCACGAGAUACAUUAAUUCUAAUUCUUCUCCUCUCGGUGCUUAUUGCCUCCAUAGCCAAGAUCUAGUUGCACCGAUGACUGCUAACUUCUCUUUUGGAGUCAGGUCCUCAAGCCUUACGGUUUCGGGAUUUGGGGCUAUGACUCUUCCAUCGGAUAACGCAUUUAUGGGUGAAAUCAAAGAGGAACCUUCAUCGGAUGCUGCUUCGGUUUAUUAUCAGCAGCUUAUGAGGAGAAUGCCUUUAGGACCUCAGAUGUAGAUAGUGAAUGGAAAGAGGGAAAAAAGUUCAUUUGGUUUUGUAAGGUAGGGGAGAUUCAAUUUGUUUGUUUUUGUUUCUACAGAUAAGUUCAGUGAGAUGAUUUGGUUUGUUUUGACGAAGAAUUUUGGGAUAGUAAUAGAAGGUGAGUCAAUUUUUUGUUUA
This is a messenger RNA of Asparagus officinalis (garden asparagus), 2212 nucleotides long. RefSeq names its product probable WRKY transcription factor 2. The transcript has 6 exons. The record is from RefSeq and is a predicted model, not a curated record. Gene Ontology annotation, molecular function: DNA-binding transcription factor activity; sequence-specific DNA binding. Lineage: Eukaryota; Viridiplantae; Streptophyta; Magnoliopsida; Asparagales; Asparagaceae. The coding region runs from base 293 to 2050 and encodes 585 amino acids. Gene Ontology annotation, biological process: regulation of DNA-templated transcription.